AUGACGGACUCUCCCAGCGGAGACCAAUAUAUCAAAAAAGACAAAAUAUUAUUGCCCUGUCCGCCAUCCGUCGAUGUACUAAGCCUCCCCCCUGACGAGCAGGUAAUUUCUGUCCUCAGCAAACAAGGGGGCCGACUUGUCCUUGAGUAUGACCUCUCCUAUAUAACCAAGUCCGGGCACGGAGUAACACCUACUGAGGCUGAAGCGAUGAGACUUGUAUUCCGACACAACUCUGUUCCCGUGCCUGAAAUAUUGUUGAAAGAUUUUAGUCCUGAGGAUGGUGGUUUCAUUUCCAAGCUACGGGAUAUUCCUCCACCGCAAGAGCUGAAUGGUCUUUUUCAGUGUGCCGCCGAUGGCUCACUGACAAGAGACCCAUUGCUUCAGGAUCUAAAAGAGCCCGGUCGGCCUCUAAUGAACGAUUCGGAAUUGCGAGCUCGGAUUUACGAACGCUAUAUCCAUUUCGGUGAUAUGUUACCGCAGUCUGAUAGCUGCGUGUUCACACACGCUGAUAUAGCACCGCGAAAUAUCAUGGCUGAUGAGAACAACGAAGAGUAUGCACAGAUAAUGAGGCUUGCUUUUUGGGGAGACUGGGCAGUGUGGAUGGAUCGGACGGCACCACACAGGUGGGAUAUCAGUGGGGUCAAUGCUGCUAGACGGGUGUUGUUCUGAUAUCGGGGCUCUACUGGGAGAAGCUGAGGGAUGGUUUAUAUAGCUAGGUACCGUUGUGCAAAAUAGAUCAAGGCACAAUACACAUGAAGAAAGAUCAAGCCCUGGAGAAGUUAGGGCUCGAGAAGUAAUGUGAUGUGCCCGUAACAAGAUUGUCAGCCAGCCUCUGAUUGGCUGGAAUGGUGCUUAGCAACACGGUGGCCCGUGCGCCGGGUGUAUUUACUUUGCCUGCUCGACACUAUUGCUGCUGUUUGAGACAGCAUGGAGC
Talaromyces proteolyticus is the source of this 934-nucleotide messenger RNA. RefSeq lists its product as uncharacterized. The record is from RefSeq and is a predicted model, not a curated record. Lineage: Eukaryota; Fungi; Ascomycota; Eurotiomycetes; Eurotiales; Trichocomaceae. Bases 1 to 669 code for a protein of 222 amino acids. The transcript has 5 exons.